Aplysia californica (California sea hare) is the source of this 487-nucleotide messenger RNA. RefSeq names its product keratin-associated protein 19-2-like. The record is from RefSeq and is a predicted model, not a curated record. Lineage: Eukaryota; Metazoa; Mollusca; Gastropoda; Aplysiida; Aplysiidae. The coding region runs from base 85 to 408 and encodes 107 amino acids. The transcript is spliced from 2 exons.
GGGUUCGAAAACUGUCGUUUCUUCGAUUUCAUUAUUUUGACGAGCGCCUAAUUUCACCAUGAUGUCACACAAUUUUCAUCUUGUAUGCCAUGUCCCCAGAAAAGCGCAGCUGUUCUUCUUGUCUUCGCCCUGUUCGCGGGGGCUAUGGCAGGCGACCUCCUGUUUGGCGGCGGAUUCUACGGGCCUGGGACUCGUCUUGGUCUCGGGAUCUUCGGCAAGGGUGUUGGAUACGGCUAUGGCAAGGGCUACGGCUACGGCGGAUACGGUUAUGCUCCUUUCUACGGCCGUGGAUACGGAAAGGGCUACCCUCUAUACGGAAAGGGCUACCCUCUAUACGGAAAGGGCUAUGGGGGAUACGCCCCUGGAUACUACGGAAAAGGCGGCUUUUUGGGGUAUCCCGUAUAUUAGGGCGAAUGGCACGUGCACUGAGUGUCUGUGCGGUGCACAGUUUCCAGGCUUUCUUCCGAAUAAACGAGGUGCAUACAUA